Sceloporus undulatus (fence lizard) is the source of this 419-nucleotide messenger RNA. RefSeq names its product A disintegrin and metalloproteinase with thrombospondin motifs 14-like. The transcript has a single exon. The record is from RefSeq and is a predicted model, not a curated record. Lineage: Eukaryota; Metazoa; Chordata; Lepidosauria; Squamata; Phrynosomatidae. The annotation marks the transcript as partial.
AGCUCCUCCUGUCUGGGAAACUAAGUGAAUAUGGUGUGAUUGUGCCCUUCAGUGCAGAUUACCAGGGACGGUUCCUCUCGCAUGUGGUGUCUGGCUCAGUGGCAGCAAGAAGGGGGGAAACUCUUCAUCCUUCUGCUCCUCCACCUCGCUCAGAUCGGCGCAGGGUGGUCCGCAGCACCCCUAUGAACCAAGGCAUGCCGGGGAAUCACUUGCACUACUUCAAUGUUACUGUUUUUGGCAAAGAACUGCAUCUUCGUCUGAAGCCCAACAGGCGACUGGUGUCUCCUGGUGCUUUUUCUGAGUGGCAAGAGGACUUCCAAAAGAUCUUACAGGAACCCCUGCAGCGGGAGUGCGUUUUCACAGGAGGAGUCUCGGGUAUGCCAGGUGCCAAGGUGGCCAUCAGCAAUUGUGAUGGGUUG